Molecule: messenger RNA, 637 nt
Organism: Hevea brasiliensis (rubber tree)
Lineage: Eukaryota; Viridiplantae; Streptophyta; Magnoliopsida; Malpighiales; Euphorbiaceae
Product: phytohormone-binding protein CSBP
Exons: 2
Coding region: 163-627 (154 amino acids)
Biological process (GO): defense response; abscisic acid-activated signaling pathway
Cellular component (GO): nucleus; cytoplasm
Molecular function (GO): abscisic acid binding; signaling receptor activity; protein phosphatase inhibitor activity
Source: RefSeq, a predicted model, not a curated record
CUCUGUCCCUUACAAAGGAAAGGAUUCUGGAAUUUGUCCUUUUGUAGGUCGAUUGAUCCCACAAGAUAAUCUUAUAUAUAAUUUCAGUCUUCAAAAUUUCCUUCCCGGCUUUACUCUGCACAUACUUUUCUAUUUGGCUUGCAAUAUUUGUAUCGUAAAGCCAUGACAAAGGAAGUGAAAACCCAGGCAAAAAUUGGUGUUGGGUUAGAUAUCGUGUGGAAAGCUUUAGCUAAGGACUUGAAAUCCACCAUUCCAUCUAUGAUUCCAAAUUUAGUGAAGGAUGCAGAUGUGAUUGAAGGUGAUGGUGGCCUUGGUACAGUCUAUCUCUUCAACUUUGGCCCUGAUAUCAAAACAAUGACCUACCAGAAGGAAAAGGUUUCAGAGUUUGAUGAGUCGCUGCACCGAAUUGCGCUGGAAGUAAUAGAAGGCGGCCACCUGAAUCUCGGUUUUUCAUACUACAAUACAAUUUUCCAGCUAACUGCAACUGAAGAAGGGGAGACCCUGAUUGAGGUCACUGUGGCAUAUGAUUCUGAAAUAGAUGAUGAUACUUUGCCAUUAAAGACAACAUCAUCUACGUUAGCUUUCAUCAAGAACCUGGAAAAUUAUUUGGUCAAUGCUGCUUCUUAGAUGUUUUCCA